Messenger RNA from Dermacentor andersoni, 488 nucleotides. The record is from RefSeq and is a predicted model, not a curated record. NCBI's taxonomy places the organism in Eukaryota, Metazoa, Arthropoda, Arachnida, Ixodida, Ixodidae.
CGCAGCCACUGUCCCGACCAUCCACGCAAAGCCGAGCCAGGCCGAUAUAGGUGUUUCGCUGAUCGGCGCAGGAAGGGACACGGGGACACCAGGGACACUGCAAGGUCGGGUCUUUGCCUGAGCCCAUACUACCAUGUUGUUCCGCACACCUUUCACGGACCUGGUGUCCGCUUGUGUGGAAGGAGAAAGCAACCGCAACUGCCAGAAGCUGUCCAUGCAGCUAGCGCUCUGCCAGGAGGCCUACGGCGCGCAUAGAGCUCAAGAGAAGUGCGCGGCGGAAAACGAGGACUUCAAAGAGUGUAUCUACGGUUUUAAGCAGCGUGCACGAGUGGUCAUCAUGCAACGAGAGCGGGAGAGGCAGUUCAAGAAUGGGGAGCGGAAGCAGCACUAUGCCGAAACGCCUCCCGUAGAUGGCUUCGCCAUGCGUGACCCGUUUUCAUAACCUGUUCACUUGCUGUAGGAAAUAAAUGCUGUGCAAAUGACUGCAA